Molecule: messenger RNA, 39278 nt
Organism: Mya arenaria
Lineage: Eukaryota; Metazoa; Mollusca; Bivalvia; Myida; Myidae
Product: MAM and LDL-receptor class A domain-containing protein 2-like
Exons: 170
Coding region: 1-39003 (13000 amino acids)
Cellular component (GO): membrane
Molecular function (GO): protein binding
Source: RefSeq, a predicted model, not a curated record
AUGCAAGGAUUUUGCUAUGCAUUGGCCCUCUUGGCGCUGCUUGCAGCUGCCAAUGGCCAAAAUCUCAACUGCAACUUUGACAACAACAAUAUCUGCAGCUGGACCCAGGUGACAGGGGCAGAUAACUCUAACUGGCUCCUGAACAAGGGCCCUACCCCGUCUAUCCUGACGGGGCCACCCAACGACCACACGACCAACACCCCCAAUGGGUACUACAUCUACUAUGAGGCCAAUAACAAGACUUUAGGUGACAAGGCACAGGUCCAGAGCCCCACUUUCUCGGUGACGGGAACCAAGUGUUUCAGCUUCUGGUACUUUAUGUAUGGCUUCAGUGUGGACAGCCUGAAUGUGUACCUCAAGUCUGGAAACAACCUGGGCCAGCCAGUCUUCACAAGGCAAAGGACCCAGGGUGCAAGAUGGGUCCAGGCCAACAUCAACAUCGUGAACAAGAGGAACAUACAGGUUGUGAUUGAAGCCAUUAGAGGCCGAAACUACAUGGCUGACAUUGCUGUAGAUGACAUUGUCCUCUCCAAUCAAGCAUGUGGUCAGGGAGGUACUAGCUCAGUGACCCCUGCCCCAGGCCAGAAUGGUACGAUCACCUGCAACUUUGAGUCUCAGAACCUGUGUGGCUACUCUCAGGACAAGGCAGACCAGUUUGACUGGACGUGGGCCACAGGUAGCUCCGCCACCCAGGGAACAGGACCCACAGGCGACCACACCCAGCAGUCAGGGGCUGGCCACUACAUGUUGAUGGAGGCUAGUGGGCACAUUCUGUUCAUGAAAACAAGGCUGAUAUCACCCAUCAGCACAUCAAACACACCAAUCUGUGUCAACUUCUACUACUACAUGUAUGGACAACAGAUUCGCCAACUCAACGUGUACUCGAAGGUUAACGGACAGCUAGGGCGUCCCAUUUGGCAGAAGACAGGCGACCAGGGAACCAACUGGCUGGUCGGACAGGUCACCGUAAACCCUGCAGGGCAGAACUUCCAGGUUGUGUUUGAAGGAGUUCGAGGAUUAACAGAGAAAAGUGACAUUGCCAUUGAUGAUGUGAGCACUCUACCAGGUGCAUGUCCCACCCCUGGAUCAUGUGACUUUGAGAAUGGAAUGUGCGCAUGGACAAACUCACUUGGCGAUGAUUUUGACUGGAUAGAUAGAAGAGGCAGGACCACAUCUUCAGGCACAGGCCCCAACAGUGACCACACAAAGGGAACUGCUCAAGGCCACUACUUGUAUAUUGAGGCCAGUUCCCCUAGGCGUCUUAACGACAAAGCAGUACUUACCAGUCAAGUGUUUGAUGGCUCGAGCCAGCCUCUGUGUUUCCAGUUCUGGUACAGUAUGGUUGGAACCAACAUUGGUUCCCUAAACAUCUACAUGCUGCAGGGCGGGGUCCAGACCCCUAUGUGGCAUCUCGUCGGUAACCAACGGUCACAGUGGAGCCAGGGGAAGUUUGCUGUCUCGUCUACACAGAGCUUCCAGAUUAUGAUUGAGGGAGUACGAGGCAAUGGUGUAAGAGGAGACAUCGCGAUUGAUGACAUCUCCACAACCAAGAGCAACUGUGCCUUGACACCAAGUAAUGCUCAGCCUCAGGGAGCAGCUGCCAGCACUGCCCGAUCCACAAACCCCACGACCUCUAGUGCCACCACGGCCCACCUACAGACACGUACAGUCACGUGUAACUUUGACUAUGACCUGUGUGGAUGGAUGCAGGUCAAGACUGACCAAUUUGACUGGCAGCGUCAAUCUGGAGGCACCAUAUUGCCGGGUACUGGACCUCCUGCAGACCACACCUCUGGAAAGGGCUACUACAUGUUGACAGGAGCCUCAGUACGCUACCAGAACCAGACAGGCCAACUACAGAGCCCAACAAUUAGAGCCAAUGGACGGGCACAGUGCCUCACCUUCUGGUACCAUAUGUAUGGCCCAAACAUUGGCACGAUGAACCUGUAUGUGAAGAACCGACCGUCACUAGGCAACCCUAUUUGGUCAAGGUCAGGGACACAGGGAAACAGCUGGACACAGGGGGCCGUUGUCUUGCCAACCACUGGCACUUACACAGUGAUAUUUGAGGCUGUUAAUGGUUAUGGUUUCCGUGGUGAUAUGGCCCUGGAUGAUGUUUCACUGACAUCUUGUGCAGGCAUAACAACCUCAGCCCCUGGGGUCAGCAACUCCCCGCCUGUGGGAAACCUUGCUUCCCGAGUAUGUAAUUUUGAGCAGCGCAGCAUCUGUGGUUACACACAGGACAAGACUGACAACUUUGACUGGACCUGGGAUAAUGGAGGUACCGGUACUUCUGGAACAGGACCUUCCAAGGACCAUACUUACAACACAGCACAGGGCUAUUAUAUGUACAUGGAGUCCUCAGCUCCACAGCGUAGAGGACAGAAGACACGCUUGAUCUCUCCGACCUUCAAGGACACAGGCACUGUGUGUGUCAAGUUCUGGUAUCACAUGUAUGGAAGUAGCAUAGGAACACUGAAUGUUUACGCAAAGGUUGGCUCCGCCUUGGGACUGCCCCUAUUUACUAUGUCUGGGCAACAAGGCAACAAGUGGACGAUGGGUGCGGCUACCAUCCCCACUGGAACAGCCACACAGGCUUAUCAUGUGGUAUUUGAGGGAAUAGUUGGAAACAGUUACCGUGGAGAUAUCGCCAUUGAUGAUGUGAGCUUCUCAUCUGGAGCAUGUGGAAAUCCAGGUGACUGUGACUUUGACAGUGAUAUGUGUUCAUGGACAAAUGUUCAGUCGAGUGAUGACUUUGACUGGACCCAGCAGUCAGGGAAUACGGCAACGGGAACCACUGGUCCCCAGUCUGACCACACGCAAGGAAACAACCAGGGCAAGUACAUGUUCAUUGAGACAUCUGUUCCACGUCAACCUGGAGACACAGCCUGGCUGGUGAGCCAGUCGUUCGGGGCGGUACCCAGCUCUGGCCGAUGUAUAAGCUUCUGGUACAACAUGGUUGGUUCCACUGUUGACACUCUGUCAGUUGCCGUUCAGCCCCAAGGUCGCUCCAACACAACCAUCUGGACGCUAAAAGGAGCCCAGGGAUCUGGCUGGCUGCAGGGCCAAGCCCCUCUUCCCAAGGCCGGGGUCCCAUACAAGGUCGUGUUUGUGGGAGUCCGGGGCCAAAGUUACACAGGUGACAUCGCCAUUGACGACAUCACAUUCACGCCAUCCAACUGUGGAGUAAACCCCUCCACAGCUACACCACCAGUGCAGACCACAGGAGCUCCAGCUGUGACAACUCUGACUCCUGGGGUAUUCAACUGUAAUUUUGAGAGUGAUAUCUGUGGUUGGAGCCAGGACAAGACGGACCAAUUUGACUGGACACGUAAGAGAGGGUCCACAGGAACAGUUGGGACUGGACCCUCGUCAGACCACACCACUGGACAGGGUUACUACGUGUACAUUGAGACAUCUGGGAGACGGUCAGGCCAGAAGGCUAGGCUUAUCAGCCCGCAGGUAGACAUAAGUUCCACGGGCUCCAGGUGUGUGACAUUCUGGUACCACAUGUAUGGGCAAAACGUGGACCGCAUUAACAUGUACGCCCAGUACGGCCUCAAUCUGCCCUCCAGCCCCACCUGGGUCAAACAGGGCACCCAGGGCAACAAGUGGGUCCAGGCACAAAUCACAGUCAGUGCAACCAAACCCUUCAAUAUUGUUCUUGAGGGAGUGAGAGGAACCAGCUACAAAGGAGACAUUGGCCUGGAUGACGUGGCUAUCACUGACGGAGCUUGUGCAGUAAAUGUGCCUACAGGAAGUACCACUUCAACGCAGUGUGAUUUUGAGCAGAGUUCCAUCUGCGGCUUCACGCAGGUGCAUGGGAGUCAAGACCAGUUUGACUGGACGUGGGAUGCCCAGGGGACACAGUCUGGAGGCACCGGGCCCCAGACUGACCACACACUAGGCACUGCCAGAGGCCAUUAUAUGUACAUUGAGGCCUCUAGCCCAAGACACCGUAACGACAAGGCUCGUCUGCUCAGCCCGAUCUACAACCCAUCCAACCAACCCUCGUGUGUAAAGUUCUGGUACAACAUGAACGGGCGCUCGAUUGGCUCACUGAAUGUCUACACCAUUCUAGGUGGAGUGUAUAACAAGGCGUGGACAAGAUCAGGAAACCAGGGGCCCACAUGGAAGGUUGACUCUGUGACAGUUCCAGCCAGCACCAAACCCUUCCAAGUGAUGUUUGAAGGUGUUGUGGGCGGAGGAUACCUGGGCGAUCUUGCCAUAGAUGACUACAGCAUCCAGCCUGGGGCCUGUGGAUCCACAGCCAUCAGCUGUAACUUUGACCAGAACUCGCUGUGCACUUGGACCCAGGUACAUGACGGGAACGACCAGUUUGACUGGCAGCUACACAAGGGACAAACCGGCAGUAGUCAGACUGGGCCAACCAGUGACAAGUCUGGGAAUGGUUACUACAUCUACAUAGAAGUGUCUGCCCCCCGUAUUACUGGUGACCGUGCCUGGCUGGUCAGUCAGAGUUUCUCUACUGGUUCCCAGAACUGUUUCAGCUUUUACUACAACAUGUAUGGCAACAGUAUUGGUGCCCUACGCAUCUGGGUCCAGGCCCAGGAUGGUUCCCGUACGCCGAUAUGGGAACUUAAAGGGAACCAGCAACAAAUCUGGAAACAAGGAACUGCUGUCAUACCGCCACAAAAGUCAUCGUACACUGUGAUCAUAGAAGGUGUUAGGGGUUCCUCUGUCACGGGGGACAUUGCCAUCGACCAGGUCUCCUUUGCAAACAACACCAACUGUGCAAGAUUUCCCCAGAAUGCAAUCCCAUCAGUGCCAGCAGUGACACCUACAGGGCCACCAGCAACACCAACAACUCCAACACCCAAGGCCACACCUUCCACCACCACAGUCACCACUGCCAAACCUUCAGGUGGUAACAGCUAUGGUUGUGACUUUACAUAUGACUUCUGUGGAUGGCACCAGGUUCAUGCCACUGCACCCUGGGGUGGGGACCAGUUUGACUGGACAAGAUUUCGAGGACGGACAUCCUCUACUGGCACUGGACCAAGUGGCGAUCACACUACAGGAAAUGGAUACUAUAUUUACAUCGAGACAUCUGCCCCCAGACGUAAUGGAGACAAGGCCCAGAUAAUUGGCCCCACCAUUUCACUGACUGCUGGUCAAGUCCAGUGCUUUUCCUUCUGGUAUAACAUGCUAGGGGACAACAUCAGGGCUCUUAAUGUCUACGCAAAGAAGGGAAACAGUCUUGGCUCCCCAGUAUUCACCCGCUCGGGCACACAGGGUGCAACAUGGAAACCCGCGCAGGUCUCUCUCACUGGACCUGGCAUUUAUCAGAUUGUGAUAGAAGGAGUGAGAGGAACCAGUAUCAAGGGAGAUAUUGCCAUUGACGACACAAACAUCACCUCUGGCGCCUGUCUAUCCCCAGCUCCCAGUGGAGCCCCCAACGUGAACUCACCUCUGUCAUGUGACUUUGAAAGCACCAGCAUGUGUGGUUAUGCCAAUGAGAAAAACACUGAUGACUUUGACUGGAUCCGUAAUGCUGGCUCUACUUCCUCGGCUGGAACUGGCCCAUUUGCAGACCACUCACUAGGAACCAAAACUGGCCACUACAUGUUCAUUGAGACCUCAAAUCCCCGCCACCAGGGUCAGAAGGCCCGUCUGCUAUCCCCAGCCAGCUCAACUAACACUCCAAUAUGUGUGAGCUUCUUCUACCACAUGUACGGGAACAACAUUGGCUCUCUGAACGUGUACGUGAAGCAGGGCGGGCAGCUGGGUCAGCCCGUGUGGGCCCGGAAAGGGAACCAACAGAACCGCUGGACCCAGGGGCAAGUUUCUGUUAACCCAUCACAGCAGCAGUUCCAGAUUGUGUUUGAGGGAGUGGUAGGAAAUGGUUACCAAGGUGAUAUUGCCAUUGACGAUGUGUCUGUCAAGACAGGAUCCUGUGGUGUACUAGGUGCUUGCACCUUUGACCAGAGCAACCUGUGCACAUGGACUAAUGUGCAGUCAAGCGAUCAGUUUGACUGGACACUACAGCAGGGGGGCACACUCACAAGUGGCACUGGGCCAUCAGCAGAUCAUACACAGGGAAAUGCUAAUGGAACAUACCUCUUCAUUGAGGCAAGCAGACCUCGUAGAAAUCGUGACCGUGCCUGGUUACAGAGCUCAGUAUUGCCAGCAACUGGCUCUACCCCCCAGUGCCUGCAGUUCUGGUACAGCAUGUUUGGCAGAAAUGUCGGCUCCCUUACUGUCUACAUCUCCCAAAAUGGUUCCAUGCCAGGCUACCCCAUGUGGGCUCUUACAGGAAACAAGGGAGUCGGAUGGAAGUCUGCACAAGUUGCAUUGCAGUCAAGCAUACAAUACACGGUGGUGUUUGAGGGACAAGUUGGUUCUGGUAUUCUUGGUGAUAUUGCUCUUGAUGACCUGUCGAUGACUAGUGGACAGUGUGCUCUCACCCCGGCCAACGCCCUCCCACAAGGGGCCACAACUCCUGCUCCUACAAGUACUCAACCAACAACCACCAUUGUUGCAACAUCAAUGCCCAACUCUUUCAACUGCAACUUUGAGAAUGGUAUAUGUGCCUGGACACAGGCUACGGAUGACAAGUUCCAGUGGACAAGACAGCGGGGUCGAACCACCUCUGGCAACACUGGGCCUACUUCUGACCACACCACUGGACGUGGCUACUACAUCUACAUCGAGGCAUCAAACAGGAGGCCUAACGACACGGCCCGUCUGGUGAGCCCCCGGCAGUCUCCCCUAUCCCCUGCUGGUCCCCAGUGCCUGCGGUUCUGGUACCACAUGUAUGGGCCCCAUAUCAACACCCUCAACGUGUACAUCCAGGCAGGGGCCAACAGGGGGCAGCCUGUUUGGACCAGACAUGGAACACAGGGGAACCGUUGGAUUCAAGGGUCCUUUGUCAUCAAUGCAACCACAGGAUACAAUGUUGUGCUUGAAGCCCUGCGAGGUGUGAACUAUGCUGGAGACAUUGCCGUUGAUGAUAUAAGUCUCACCAAUGGGCUGUGCUCAGCCACUAACCCAACCCAGGCUCCAGGAGGCCCAACCAUAGACUCAUGUACCUUUGAGAGUGGCCUGUGUGGCUACACAAAUGACCGCAGUGGUGACCAGUUUGAUUGGACACGAAAGAGAGGCCGCACAUCCUCUGCCAAUACUGGACCCUCGAAUGACCACACGCUUGGAACAGGCGCGGGUUACUACAUGUAUAUUGAAACAUCCUCUCCUCGUCGCCAGAAUGAUAUGGCACGCCUUACCUCCAAAACGUACAAUGCCUCAAGUAAUGCUGAAUGCCUUCAGUUUUACUACCACAUGUACGGCACUCAUAUUGGCACCCUCAAUGUCAAGCUCAAGGUGAAUAGUGCCCUGGGUGCAUCAGUUUGGACCAAGUCACGUUCCCAGGGCAACCAAUGGAACAAAGCCCUCGUUACCCUGCAAGCAUCCAGUAUCUCCAACAACUUCCAGAUUGUGUUUGAGGGUAUCCGUGGUAACGGUAUCUAUGGUGACAUCGGCAUUGACGACAUCCAGUUAUCAGCAGGUGCAUGCAGCACAGGAGGUGCAGGUGCCAGCCCAGGUGGCUGCACAUUUGAGAAUGGCCGCUGUACAUGGGAAAACUCUCAGAAUGAUAACUUUGACUGGCGGGACGGAACUGGUUCAACAACAAGUGGCAACACUGGACCCACAAACGAUCACACACUCGGAAACCCUAGAGGUCAUUACCAGUUUCUGGAAUCAUCAGCUCCACGAAAGGUUGGUGACCGUUGCUGGCUGGUCAGUGAACAGUUUCCACCCACCACUGGACGAUGCUUUAAGUUCUGGUACAACAUGUAUGGAUCUGGCAUCGGCUCACUGAACGUCUAUGUACAGUUUAAUGGAGGCUCUAACCAGACAAUCUGGUCAGUAAAUGGUGACCAUGGCAGCACCUGGCUCAAUGGUCAGGCCCCAAUCAAGUCAUCGGGCACCUACCAUGUGAUCAUAGAAGGCGUGCGGGGCAGUGGUUACCAGGGAGACAUUGCCAUUGAUGACAUCUCAUUCACAGAUUCCAUAUGUGGAGUUCAACCAAGUGAGGCAGCGGUUAACGGCUCAUCAGUGCCUCCAACUGUUCCUACCACUAUUCUUACCACACCACAGGUUGGGGUUGUUGACUGCAACUUUGACACAGACUUCUGCCAGUGGAGCCAGGACAAGGGAGACAACUUUGACUGGACUCGUCGUCAGGGUGCAACUUCUUCUGCCCUCACUGGGCCAACUGCUGACCACACGUCCGGAAGUGGCUACUAUGUGUACAUUGAAACAUCAAACCCCCGUCGUCCAAAUGACAAAGCCCGUUUGGUGAGCCCGCAGCAGUCGCGAGGCCAGUUCUGUCUUCAGUUCUGGUACAACAUGUAUGGCCAGAAUGUCAACGCACUCAACGUCUACGUGAAGACAGGCCCCGCCCUUGGCACCCCCAUCUUUUCAAAGAGGAACACACAGGGAGCUGUCUGGAAACAGGCACUGGUUGACCUCAACUCAGGUGUCAAUUUCCAGGUGGUUAUAGAAGGUGUAGUUGGAGGUGGUUAUCGUGGUGAUAUCGCCAUUGACGACGUCAGCAUGAACAGUGGAUCCUGUCAGUCAACUGGUAACAGCAGUGUGGCGUGUGACUUCGAGGAUGCCCAACUGUGCGCCUACAUUCAGGACAAGACAGAGCAAUUUGAUUGGUCGCGCACCUCUGGAUCCACUGGUACCACCAGCACAGGGCCAACAAAUGACCACACAUAUGGAACUAAUGUUGGCCACUACAUGUACAUCGAGGCAUCAGCUCCUCGCCGCCAGGGUGACAUUGCGCGACUCCUAUCCCCAGUGUACACGGGACCAGCAGUUGGAUGUCUCGAGUUCUGGUACAGCAUGUAUGGAGUGAACACAGGAACCCUGAAUGUGUACCUCCGCUAUAAUAAUGCUAACGGCCAGCCUGUAUUCACACGACAAGGUAACCAGGGAACACCCAACUGGAUACGGGCUCAGGUGCCAUUGUCACAGCCGAAUGUGGUCGUCGUGUUUGAGGGCAUUCGGGGCACAUCGUACAAAGGAGACAUCGCCAUUGAUGACGUCACUGUGAAGGCGGGAAGUUGUGGCGGAACUAGAGGUGGCUGUACCUUUGAGCUUGACACAUGUAGCUGGACGAACACACGAAAUGACACAUUUGACUGGCAGCGGGGCAGUGGUACCACAUCAACCACAGGCACUGGACCGUCAGGAGAUCACACAUAUAGAAACCAAACAGGACACUACAUGUUCAUUGAGUCUUCAUCCCCACGACGACCCGGCGAUAAUGCCAUAUUUCAGAGUGCUACUCUGGUUGGCAAUGGUCAGCCACAGUGUAUUCAGUUUUACUUCAACAUGUAUGGUCAAAACAUCGGUACCCUGCGUGUCUGGGCCCAGCCCCUCAAUGGGGCUGCUGUAAAGCUCUGGGAGUUAACAGGGAACCAAGGAGUCCAGUGGAGUAAGGGGGCUGUUAGCUUCACCCAGAAUGCCCAGUACCAGAUUCUGCUAGAGGCAGUAAGAGGAAAUGGCUACCGUGGUGAUAUGGCUGUCGAUGAUAUCUCAUUUUCCACUCAGUCAUGCCCACUGACUCCGGCCAGUGCCAACCCAAGCCUCUCCGUGACCGCACCCACCGUCACAACCACCCUUCCUCCUGCAACCAUACCCACAGGAUUCACAUGCAACUUUGACACAAACACAUGCGCAUGGACACAGGACAGGACUGACCAGUUUGACUGGAAGAGGCAAAGAGGACGCACAGGGACAUCUGGAACAGGGCCCACCAAUGAUCAUAGCGGAGGUGGCUACUACAUGUACAUCGAGACAUCUGCGCCCAGACGGCCAGGUGAUUUGGCUCGUCUAAUCAGCCCAAAGAUCAAUGGGGCCUCAGCCAUGUGUAUGAAGUUCUGGUACCACAUGUAUGGGCCUCAUGUAAAGGCCCUGAAUGUAUACUUGUCCCAGAAUGGCAGUCUUGGAACAGCAGUGUGGACCAGGAAUGGGAACCAGGCAAAUGCAUGGAAACAGGGAACUGUACAGAUAUCAGGAGGAAGUGCCACCUCACAGGUCACAAAUGUUGUGUUUGAGGGUGUGAGAGGCACUAGUUACCUAGGAGACAUUGCCCUUGACGACAUUACCCUCACUGCCGGCCAGUGCAACACAGGUGGCACCACAGGAACGGGAGGAUCAUCUCCAGCUGACUGCACGUUUGCCCAAACGUCCAUUUGUGGGUAUAUCCAGGACCAGAAUGACAACUUUGAUUGGACACGGAUGAGUGGCAGCACGUCAAGCUCCGGGACUGGGCCCAAGAGUGACCACACAACAGGCACUUCUGCAGGCUACUACAUGUACAUCGAGGCCUCAGGUAUUCGACGCACAGGUGACAUUGCGCGCCUUUGGACCCCGUCCCUGACUCAGACCAAUGGGCAAUGUAUCUCCUUCUGGUACCACAUGUAUGGCACCACAAUGGGCACUCUCAAUGUGUAUGCAGUUCAAAACUCCACCAACCCAACCCUUGGCUCACCACUAUGGAAACGUUCUGGUACAGCUGGGAACCAGUGGAUCCAACAAUACGUCAACUUGCCCGCCCUCAGCAACUACAAUGUUGUGUUUGAGGCAGUGAGAGGUCGAGGCAUCUCUUCCGAUAUCGCCAUUGACGACGUGAAGAUGCAAGCCAGCUGUCCUCCACCAGGGGACUGCACGUUUGAGAGUGGAGCAUGUGGCUGGGCCAACUCAAAGUCAGAUGAUGAUGACUGGGUUCUCUUACGGGGCAACUACACAGGUUCACGAACACAUCCAACAGGCGACCACACCUUUGGUCUUAAACAGGGCACUUACCUUUACAUUGGUGACGGGAGUGUGUACCGGCCAGGUGCAAAGGCGGACUUACUUUCUCCCUCAAUGGUGCCAACAAGCUCAAGUGGUGUUUGUUUCAAGUUCUGGGUCAUGAUAACAUCAGGCAUGGGAAGCCUUACUGCAUUUGUCAGACAGAACUCUACCAGCACCCGUGUGUGGUCCCUGUCUAACCAGCCAUCCGGUGUUGCUGCUGGACAAUGGGCCCAGGGACAGUUCGGCAUCGUGAGCGGAGUCAACUACCAGGUCAUGUUUGAGUUCUCCCGCACUGCAUCAACCAGAGGAUUCAACGUCCUUGAUGAUGUCAGCUUUGUUAACGGCCAGUGCCAGACCCAGCCAGCUGAAGCGAUGACAGGCAGCGCAUUCACAACAGCCACCCCUGGCUCCACCAUACCAUCAGCAACCUCAGCUCCAAGCCAGUAUGACUGUAACUUUGAGAGUGGAUUCUGCACAUGGACUCAGGCCCGUGAUGACCAAUUUGACUGGACACGCACACAUGGGGGCACUAACUCGGGGCUCACCGGACCCUCCAGUGAUCACACACUCGGAAAUAGUCAAGGAUAUUAUGUUUUCAUCGAGGCCUCAAGCCCCCGUCAGGUUAAUGACACCGCCCGAUUGGUGAGCGCCUCUGUUACCGUGACAACAGCCAAGUGCCUGCACUUCUGGUAUCACAUGUAUGGUACCCAUGUGAACACACUGAAUGUGUACAAGAAAAUGGGCACCAACUAUGGGACACCAGUGUGGUCUAGAACUGGAACCAGAGAUAACAAGUGGUACAACGCCAAUGUUGAUAUUUCCGGCAGCAGCAGUUACAACUUGGUGUUUGAGGGUGUGCGAGGCACGAGCUACCGUGGAGAUAUUGGUCUCGAUGACAUCACCUUCACAGAUGGUGCUUGUACAGGUUCCUCAGUGUCAGGGUCACUCUGCACAUUUGAGGAGGCAACUCUUUGUGGAAUCAUCCAAGACAAAACUGAUGACUUUGACUGGACACGCAAAUCUGGGCCCACGUCUUCCUCUAUGACUGGACCGCCUAAUGACCACACGCUGGGAACCAGACAGGGAUCCUACAUGUACAUUGAGGCCUCUUCCCCACGAACCACAGGACAGAAGGCCCGAUUUUUCAGUACUCCCAACCCAGCAACAAACGGAGCCUGCGUCUCAUUUUUCUACCAUAUGUAUGGACGUCAGAUGGGCACACUGAAUGUGUAUGCCAAAGUGGGUGGGGCACUCGGUGCCCCAAUCCUGACCACCUCUGGUAACCAUGGCAACAAGUGGCUCCAGGCGCAGGUCACAGUCAGUUCAGCAUCCAGCUGGCAGUUGGCAUUUGAAGGUAUCCGAGGCAACGGUGUCCAGAGUGACAUUGCUGUAGAUGACUUGUCCAUCAAAGAUGGUGCGUGCGGUGGGGCAGGGGGAGCGUGUAAUUUCGAGAAGGACACUUGCACAUGGACCAACACCCAAAUGGGAGACAACUUUGACUGGCUGCGUAAGGCAGGUUCCACCACCACUACCUCCACAGGACCACAGGGCGACCACACCAUUGGCACAUUCCUUGGCCACUACAUGUACAUUGAGACGUCCGCCCCGCGAGUGCAGGGAGACAAGGCGUGGCUGCUCAGUCAGACGUUCAAUCCAUCCACAACCACACAGUGCUUCAGGUUCUUCUACCACAUGUAUGGACGCAGUGUCGGUACACUAAAUGUGUACUUGAACACAACAACGAAUUCUCCCCAGCUUCUGUGGAGCCAGAGUGGAAACAAGGGAAACAACUGGCUUCAGGGCCAGUUCCCUUUAACAAGAGUGUCCUCCCUUUUUACCAUCUACUUUGAGGGCAUCAGGGGAUCCUCCUUCACCGGGGAUAUUGCCAUAGAUGACAUCUCCCUCAUCAACACCCCUUGUGGAUUUCAGCCACCAAGUGCCAACUCCUCCUUGGUUACCACAGCCUCACCUCAGGCCUCCACUACACAACCACCAUUUGUUUCCCAGUCGCAGUAUGACUGCAGUUUUGAGAGCAGUAUGUGCAGCUGGACCCAGGACAUGACAGACAACUUCAACUGGACACGAGCCCAGGGACCCACAGGCACCAUGCUCACUGGUCCUAUUACCGACCACACCAAAGGCACUAACAUGGGGUGGUACAUGUACGUGGAGACGUCUUCCCCUCGCAAGCCCAAUGACAAGGCUCGACUGCUCUCAGCCAGCGUUCCCAGUCAGACACCCUUCUGUUUACAGUUCUGGUACCACAUGUAUGGACCCAAUGUCAACGCACUGAACGUCUACCAAAAGGUUGGUUCUAACCUAGGCUCAGCUGUAUGGACAAAGUCAGGUACUCAGGGUAACCUAUGGCAACAAGGGCAAGCCACUCUAGUCAGCAAAACAUCCACCUACAACAUUGCCUUUGAAGGAAUUGUUGGGCCUGGUUACCGUGGAGAUAUUGGGCUCGAUGACAUCAAACUGAUUACUGGGGCUUGUCCCAGUGGUGGUGGCAUUGCAUGUACGUUUGACAAUGGCCUAUGUGGUUGGCAGCAGAGUCGGGCAGACACGUUUGAUUGGCUGCAGAGAAAGGGCAGUACAGGUAGCGCUGGCACAGGACCAACCAACGACCACACCACCAACACCCGUGCUGGAACCUACAUGUACAUAGAGUCCAGUUCACCACGACGACCUGGAGACAAAGCUUGGCUUGUCAGCUCCUAUGCUACCACAACGGCUCCGCAGUGUCUCUCAUUCUACUACAGCAUGUAUGGCGUCCAUAUUGGUUCCCUCAAUGUGUAUGUGAUGACAGGAACUGCCUUGCCCUCUGCCCCUGUAUUCUCCAAGUCUGGUAACCAAGGCAACCAGUGGUUCAUGGGCCAGGCCACUCUACAAUCCACACAGAAGUACAGGGUGGUGUUUGAGGGAGUGAUAGGCAGUGGGUACAGAGGAGACAUCGCCAUUGACGAUGUGUCAAUCUCACCAGGAGCCUGCGCUCUACCAGGAAAUUGUGACUUUGAGAAGGGCCUUUGCACGUGGACAAAUCCAGGGUUAAUAGAUGAUUUUGAUUGGCUCGUGGGCCAAGGCAACACCCAAUCAUCACUGACCGGUCCUGCCAGUGACCACACCCUCGGAAAUAGCAGUGGUCACUAUGUAUUUAUUGAGUCAUCUGCCCCCCGAAGUCCAGGAGACCGGGCCGACCUGCGCAGUAUCAGGUUUGACACAACUGGACCCCGCUGUGUAAACUUCUGGGCUAACAUGCAUGGCUCCAACAUCGGCACCCUGCGUGUGAUGGUGGUGCCGGUCAACAGCAGCACCGGCAACAAUGUCACCAUCUGGGAGCUAGGACAACAAGACAAGGGACAGGCUUGGUUCCCGGCAACAGCACCUUUCACCAGCAGCGUCCCCCACUAUGUUGUGUUUGAAGCUGUGCGAGGCAAUGGUUACAAGGGAGACAUAGCGCUGGAUGACAUAUCGUUUACCAAUGCGCAGUGUUCCGUGCAGCCCCCCGAGGCCGCCACUGUUGCCCAGAUAUCUACAGUAUUUCCCCCUUCCACCAUAACAACCCCACCCACUGUGGCUCCAUCUCUGCUGGACUGCACAUUUGAGAGGGACUUCUGCCGGUGGAGCCAGGGUAUCAGAGACAAAUUUGACUGGACGCGUGCAAGUGGGCCUACAUCCUCUGGAGGCACAGGACCAGCCGUUGACCACACCCUCGGCACAGCCCAGGGCCACUAUGCAUUUAUUGAGACAUCAUCACCGCGCCGACCUAACGACACCGCAUGGCUGCAGAGCCCACUGGUCCCGCCUCGGGCUAAUGCGCAAUGUAUCCGCUUCUGGUAUCACAUGUACGGGCCCGAUGUAAACACACUGAACGUGUACACAAUGAUCAACAACCAGCUUGGGACACCCGCCUGGUCUCACACAGGGACCAUCAACAACCAGUGGCAUUUCCAGGCUGUUGACAUCACCACCACAGGCGGCACAUCAUUCAAGAUUGUGUUUGAGGGAGUGCGAGGCAUAAACUACCGUGGAGAUAUUGCCCUGGAUGACAUCACAUUCUCCACCCAACCAUGUCAACAAACUUCGAUUAACAAGUGUGAUUUUGAGCAAGGCUUGUGUGGGUGGAGUCAGGUGAAGACAGACACAUUUGAUUGGACAUUAUCCACCAGGACCACCGCCUCUUCUGGCACUGGGCCAACCAAUGACCACACAUAUGGCACAACCAGAGGCCAUUAUAUGUAUAUUGAGGCAAGUGCACCUCGUCACCCUGGUGACACCGCCCAGCUGAUGACCACUCGCUACUCCCUUGCCCAGGGAGCGUGUCUCUCCUUCUGGUACAACAUGUACGGGGCCACCAUGGGAACCAUGAACGUGAUAAUGAAUAAUGGCGCAUCCACCAAUAAAUUGUGGACCAAGUCAGGGAACCAGGGAACAGGCUGGAAACUUGCCCAGGUGGCCGUACCUGGAUCUGCUAACUUCACACUCACAUUUGAGGGCAUUACCGGACGAGGGUAUACUAGUGACAUGGCCAUUGAUGACGUGUCAGUUGGAACUGGGACAUGCACACUGCCAGGCAACUGCAAUUUUGAUGAUGGUACAAUGUGCAGCUGGAAGAACAUGCGCAAUGACAACUUUGAUUGGCUAAUAGGCAGUGGGAAAACGUCCAGUGCGUUUACUGGACCUUCCGCUGACCACACUCAAGGAACCGUUACUUCUACAUCUGGGAAGUUCCUUUUUAUUGAGACAAGUGCCCCUCGUGUGGCUGGCGACGUUGCCAGGAUCACAAGCCAGCAGUUCCCUGCCACACAGGGCUCAUGUAUAAACUUCUGGUUCCACAUGUAUGGCUCCAGUGUCGGCUCACUCAACGUUUACAUGGUAACUGGCGGCAACAACAAAACAAUCUGGUCCGUCAGUGGAGACCAUCAGGACAACUGGCUAAACGGACAGGCUGGCAUAGUCUCUAACACUCCAUUCACUGUAGUAAUUGAGGGGGUACGAGGAUCCAGUUACCGUGGAGACAUCGCCAUUGACGAUAUAACCUUUACACAGUCAAACUGCGGAGUUCAGCCGACAGAGGCAUCCCCGUCUGGAAUGCAGACGACACAGACAACAGGAAUCCCCACAACAGCACCUAACCCAGGCAUCACACCAUCACCAACACCUUAUGACUGCAACUUUGAGCAAGGCCUCUGUAAAUGGGGCCAGUCCCCUGAUGAUAACUUUGACUGGAUCAGAGCCCAGGGACCCACGGGCACUACCACCACCGGGCCUACGUAUGACCACACCUAUGGAAAUGCUACUGGCUGGUACGUCUACAUUGAGAGUUCUGCUCCACGACGUCCAAAUGACACCGCCUUACUCCAGAGCCCAGUGAUCAGUGACACCCAGACACGCUGUCUCUCAUUCUGGUACCACAUGUAUGGCACACACAUCAACACCCUUCUUGUUUACCAGAAAUAUGGGGGCGGCAACCCUGGACUUGGCAACAAUAUCUGGCAGAAAGUUGGUAACCAGGGGAACAAGUGGAUACAGGCUCAGAUCACACUCCAAGCCCAAAAUGGAGGAUAUAAGAUUGUCUUCCAAGCUCUGCGUGGACUCAGUUUCCGAGGAGAUAUCGCCAUUGAUGACAUCAGGGUUUCUGUCGGAGCAUGCCAGCAGACAAACAACCCAACAGUAUGUGACUUUGAGCAGACAAACAUUUGUGGGUACACUCAGGACACCACAGACACACCUGGGUUUGACUGGUCCCGUGGAACGGGCUCCACAGGUUCUACCUCCACUGGACCCAGCAUGGACCACACAACCAACACCCGCACGGGACACUACAUGUACAUAGAGACAUCAGCUCCCAGACGGCCCAAAGAUACAGCCAGGCUUCUCAGUCCAGCGUACCAGGGGUCUGGAGCCCAGUGUCUGUCAUUCUGGACGCACAUGUACGGAGCAGACAUUAACACACUGAACGUCUACAUGACCCCUGCAGGCCAGACAGCUACCAACAGGGGUAGCCCCAUAUUGACACGCUCCUUCAACCAGGGAAAUCUUUGGAAACAGUCCAAGGUCACCAUCAACCCAACAGGAAACUACCAGCUUGUAUUUGAAGGAAUACGAGGUACGAGUUACCAUGGUGACAUAGCCAUUGAUGACAUCCAGGUGGUUCCCGGCUCAUGCACAGGGGGUGGGGGAGUGUGUGACUUUGAGCGGGAUACAUGUGACUGGACCAACACACAGACAGGAGAUAACUUUGAUUGGCUCAGGACCAGGGGAAAGACCAACAGUCAAUUCACUGGACCCAGCAAUGAUCAUACCAAGGGCACAACACUAGGCUACUACAUGUUCAUAGAGACCAGUUCACCUCGUGUAUUGGGCGACAAAGCACGCCUUUUCAGCCAGACAUACCCACCAGUAAGCACAGGAAAGUGUUUCUCAUUCUAUUACCACAUGUUUGGCUCCGAUAUUGGCUCUCUGAACGUGUACCUGCUCCUGAACCAGUCCUCUGACACAUUCUCGACAGAGGUGAAGCGCUGGUCCCUUUCAGGAGCGUGGGGAAACAGCUGGGCUCUAGGACAGUUUAACAUCUCCACACAGUAUACAGCUAACCCAUACCAGAUCAUCAUUGAGGGUAUCCGAGGAAAUGGUUACCAUGGUGAUAUUGCCAUUGACGACACAUCUCUUGUUGACGGUGACUGUGCUCAAGUUCCAGACGGCUCACAGACUAACUCCGGAUACCAGAGCUCAACAGUGUCAUGCAACUUUGAUCAAGACCUUUGCCAGUGGAACCAAAGCAAGACUGAUUCAUUUGACUGGACCCGCCAAUCAGGCUCCACCUCCAGCCAAGGUACGGGACCCAUGGGUGACCACACAAGUACCUCUGGACAGGGUGCUGGGCAGACCGCAGGCUCCUACAUUUACAUUGAGGCCUCAGGCGCUCAUCGCCGUGGUGACAAGGCAGACCUCCUCACACCCAUCCAGUCGGCAACAUCAGCACAGGGUGCAUGUUUCUCGUUCUGGUACCACAUGUAUGGGAACUCUAUCGGCAAUCUCAGUGUAUACACGAUCUCUAAUGGGGCCUCCAUCAAACAAUGGACAAAGUCAGGCACUCAGGGCAACAAGUGGCAGCAAGGCAGCUUCAACCUGGUCAGUCUCACUGACUACAAGAUAAUGCUGGAGGGCACCACCAUCGGGGGUUACCAAGGAGAUAUAGCCAUUGACGACAUCAACCUUGACACAGUACCAUGCAAUGGAUCUACCACCGUGACACCAAGCAAGACUUGCACAUUUGAGAAUGGGCUGUGUGGAUGGACCCAGGACAAGACGGACACAUUUGAUUGGACGAGAAACACUCAACGAACAACAACUUCAGGCACUGGACCAACAUCUGACCACACCUAUGGUACCUCGCAAGGUCACUACCUGUACAUUGAGGCAUCAGCUCCCCGUCAGUCAGGCGACAAGGCCCGCGUCAUCACGCCCCAGUACCCAGCCACCUCCGGGGACUGCGUCCAGUUCUACUACCACAUGUAUGGAGCUUCCAUGGGCACAUUGAACCUCUACACAAUGACCAAUGGUCAGCGAGGCAGUCCUGUGUGGACUAUGUCUGGUAACAAGGGCAACAAGUGGAUCAUGGCCAAGGUCUCCAUCCAGAGCAGCACAUCAUACCAGUUGGUAUUUGAAGGCAUUCGAGGAACAUCCUUCACCAGUGACAUUGCCAUUGAUGACUUCAUGGUCACAUUGGGCUCGUGUUCAGCAGCAGGAUCAUGUGACUUUGAGAAAGGACUGUGCGGCUACACAAACGUGGGUGGGGACAACUUUGACUGGACCCGUGACAAAGGAGGCACCCCGUCCUCACUGACCGGUCCACGCAAUGACCACACCACAAACUCUCCUGCUGGCUACUACAUGUUUAUUGAGACUAGUGCCCCCAGGGUGAUGGGUGACAAGGCAUGGCUGAGAAGUGACCCCCUUCCUCCAACCACAGGCUCGUGUCUCUCCUUCUGGUACAACAUGUAUGGCAGAGGCGUGGGUCAGCUGAACGUGUAUCUAAACUCCAGCAACACAGGUAACCUUGUCACCCUGUUCAACACAACUGGGAACAAGGGUGACCGAUGGAUCCUUGGCCAGGCUGACAUCACAUACCGCUCCACAUACUUCCUUGUCUUCGAGGGCACGCGGGGAAACACCUAUAAUGGGGACAUGGCCAUUGACGACAUUAGCGUCAACUCCGGAUCCUGUGCAGGACAGGCUGUUACCAUGACAACCACCAAUGCUCCUCUCACCACUGCCACACCAGUGACCCAGUGUACAUUUGAGAGUGGUUUCUGUGGCUGGAACCAGGACCAGACUGACCAGUUUGACUGGACGAGGAUGAAGGGCUCUACAUCCAGCAGCACCACAGGCCCACACUUUGACCACACCACACAGAGCUCUACAGGUUAUUACAUUUACAUCGAAACAUCCCAACACCAGCCAAAUGAUAUCGCUCGGAUCAUCAGCCCAUUAGUUACAACAAACGGUCCUGCCUGUGUCCUCUUCUGGUACCAUAUGUAUGGUUCCGAUGUAAACCGCCUUUCCGUGUACAACAGACAAGGAUCGACUCUUGGUCGGGCUCUCUGGACCAGGUCAGGAAGCAAGGGCGAUGUCUGGCACUCGGCCCAAAUUGAGAUUAAUCGUCUCCUUAACAACCAAAUCGUGUUUGAAGCACUCAAGGGCAAGGGUUACCAAGGAGACAUUGCUCUUGAUGACAUCACCAUCACAAAUGGUGCCUGCCCACCUCCAACUAUAUGUGACUUUGAGGACCAGACUAUCUGUGGGUAUCAGCAGGCAGUAAACGACAACUUUGACUGGACGUGGAAGGCCGGAAGCACUGGAACCUCAAACACCGGUCCUACUGCAGACCACACCUAUGGCACUAAUGCAGGUCACUACAUGUACAUUGAGACAUCUGCCCCGAGGAAACAGGGAGACAAGGCUCGCCUGGUGAGCAAGACAUACCCAACUUCCAACAACAUGUGCCUGGCGUUCUACUACCACAUGUAUGGCACAAACAUCGGCACCCUUAAUGUUUACACCAGCUCUUAUGGCAACCUCGGCCAGGCUGUCUGGAACCUCUAUGGUAACCAAGGCAACCAGUGGCGCAAGGCCCAGGUCACAGUUCAAACUGCUACACCGUACAAGGUUGUGUUUGAAGGAAUCCGAGGAUAUGGUUACCUAGGUGACAUAGCAAUAGACGAUGUCAGCCUCACCACUGGCGCUUGCCCAGGGGUUGGAACAUGUGACUUUGAAACUGACCUGUGUGGGUGGAUUGAGCGUACAAAUGACACAUUUGAUUGGAUCAGGAAGAGUGGAGGCACACCCUCAUCCAACACAGGUCCUAGUGUGGACCACACCCUCGGCACAACUGCAGGCAACUUCCUGUAUAUCGAGACGAGCAAUCCCCGAAAGCAGGGUGACACUGCAUCAAUCCAAUCCCAGGAGGUUCCCAUCAACCAAGCAUAUUGCUUCACAUUCUGGUACUUUAUGCAUGGAACGAGUGUCGGCUCCCUCAACGUGAGCUACGAGAUGCAGAACACGCCUGGGCAGACCAAACUCUGGGGGCUUAGUGGUGAGCAAGGGAGUGUGUGGAAACAGGCUACUGUCGACAUUGCCAACACACCAGCAACCUUCCAUAUUGUGGUUACGGCCAGUGUGGGAAGUAGUUACCUUGGUGACAUUGCCGUUGAUGACUUCAAACUUAGCCAGUACCCAUGUAAACUUGUGAACUUCAACAACAAGACCAUAGAUUGUGGGGACAGUGCCCAUACGAAGAUUAAUGCCAGUCAGCAGUGUGACUUUAAAUCAGACUGUCCCAAUGACAUGGAUGAAAUGAACUGUGGAAAUUGUGAGUUUGAACAGGGCCCCUGUGGGUGGGCAGACAUCAGUUCAGGCUCCCAGCAGUGGCUUGUGGGCUCCAACGGAUCCACCACAGCAAACAUGGGGAAGGGACCGAACUUUGACCACACCCUUGGUACCACAAGAGGUCACUACCUGUUUGUUGAUGGAUCCUUGGGAACGUUUGGGACUAUUGCCCAGGUGGUCGGCCCUACUCUACAGGCCUGUAGCUCCUCGUGUCAGAUCCAGUUCUACUACCAUAUGCUUGGCAGAGGUAUAGGUUACCUGAAGGUGGCAGUGCGUGUGAACAUGAAGGACACGGUCAUCUGGGAACAACAUUCCUCCCCUGGCAACCGCUGGACCCUAGCAACAAUUGACAUUGGCAGGAUCAACCAACCUUUCCAGCUGCUCUUCCAAGGGCAUCGUUCAUUCAGUGUGACAGGCGACAUUGCCAUCGACGAUACUCAGCUCAUCAACUGCAACUUUCCAAGUGUUCAGCCAGGCGGAUGUUCAAACUCCCAGUUCCAGUGUGGUCGUGGGGCAUGCGUGCCCCUGCCCAGUGUCUGUGACUUCACUGAUGACUGCGGGGAUAAUACUGAUGAACUCAAGUGCUCUGCCUACCAUGGCCGGUGUGAUUUUGAGAGUAGCCUUUGUGACUGGAGCCAGGAUUCAACUGACCAAUUUGACUGGACACGGGGUUCAGACAAGACUGUAUCCGCGGGAACUGGACCAUCCAGGGACCACACCACCGGUACCGCCUCAGGUCACUACAUGUACAUUGAGACGUCUAAUCCUAGAAAGCGUGGAGACAGAGCCCGACUACUAAGUCCAUCCUUCCAGGCCGUGUCCACUGCUAGUGGCAAACAGUGUGUGCUUCGAAUGUUCUACCACAUGUUUGGCCCAACUAUUGGUUCCCUGAAUGUGUACACCCGCAACUCAGCUGGGGGCCAGCUCAAGCAGAUCUGGCAGAGAUCGGGAAAUGUUGGGGACUACUUUGAGAGGGUGGACAUACAGAUAUUUGAACAACAGCCAUUCCAGGUUGUGAUUGAAGGCGUUGUAGGAAAUGGUUACCAAGGAGAUAUUGCCAUAGACGACCUGUCCAUGACACCAGGGUGUAUUCCAUCUACACAGCCCCUUCCCACUGGGACACCAGUUUUGACUACUGCUAACCCGUGUGGUAUGGGCUAUUUUGUGUGUAAGGUGGGCGGUUGUGUUCCCACCAGCAAAUUGUGUGACUUUAACCCAGACUGCUCUGACGGCUCAGAUGAGACAAACUGUGGCACAUGCAACUUUGAGAAUGGGACAUGCGGAUGGAAUGAUGUGAGUUCUGGCCGCUACAACUACCACAUCUUCCAGGGCUCCUCCCCAGGAACCGGGGGACCCAAGACUGACCACACACUCUCCACUGCUGCAGGUCACUACCUGCUGGUUGAGGGCUCUUCAGGCCAGUUCUACUCCCGGGCCCACAUUGAGACCCCCAUCCUUGGCUCCACCGGCCCCUCAUGCCAGAUGCAAUUCUACUACCACAUGUACGGUAUCAACGCAGGCAACAUGCGAGUGUUGGUGCAGAAUGCAAAUGUGUCCACGGACAAGACCUAUAUCUGGAGUAUGACUGGUAACCAGGGUAAUGGAUGGCACCAGGCCACUGUUGACAUAGGCCAGCUGAGGGCAGGAUAUAAGAUUCAGUUUGAGGCCCUACCAACCCGCUCCAUCCUAACUGGUGUCCCUAACUCCGACAUGGCCAUUGAUGAUGUGACCUUCAUUAACUGCAACAGGUUCUCUGUUGACACAAACUCAACUGUAAACUGCACAUUCGAGUCUGGCUUCUGCAAUUUCCGACAAGUAACAACUGAUGACUUUGACUGGACUCGCACAAAUAUUUCUUCACCAACUGUCGGCACAGGGCCGGACAGGGACCAUACCACAGGAUCUGGCUACUAUGUGUACAUGGAGACAUCAUCUCCACGACAUCAAGGUGAGCGAGCCGUCCUGUCCACCGGUAUCCAGCAGCCAACUGGUUCCCAGCAGUGUCUCUCCUUCUGGUACCACAUGUUUGGGUCACAUGUCAACACACUAAAUGUCUACACCAGACAACAAGGAGGUAACCAGACAAUGAUCUGGUCAAGGUCAAGGACACAAGGUAAUAUCUGGCGUCUGGCCCAGCGGACCAUCAACCCCGCAGCUCAGUAUGAGAUCCUGUUUGAGGGAAUUGUGGGAUACAGUUGGCAGGGUGAUAUCGCCCUUGAUGACAUCUCGCUCACCAACCAGGCCUGCCCACCUCCAACAACAUGUGACUUUGAGGCUGACACAUGCAGCUGGGUUCAAGACCAGAGUGACCAGUUUGACUGGCAGCGACAACGUAACGGUACCCAGUCCAGUAACACCGGACCAUCUGUGGACCACACUACAGCCAGCCAGUAUGGCUACUACUUGUACAUUGAGGCAUCAGCUCCCCGUCGUCAAGGCGACUUGGCACGUAUCACUACACCAACAUUCCAGAACAGCCCGCCAGCCAAGGGCACAUUCUGCCUCUCAUUCUGGUACCACAUGUAUGGUGCAAACAUUGGCUCGCUUAACGUGUUCCUCAACGAUAAUGGCAACAAGAACCAGGUGUUCACUCGCACAGGAAACCAGGUCAACUUCUGGCUCUACAGGGCCAUAACACUCCGACCAGUGGCUCCACAGUUCAGUGUGGCAUUUGAAGGAACCAUUGGCAAUGGUUACCAAGGAGACAUUGCCAUUGACGAUGUGAAAGUCUUACCUGGUCAGUGCCCAACACCUGGCAACUGUGACUUUGAGCAGGACACUUGUGGUUGGACAAAUACAAAUGCUGACAAUUUUGAUUGGCUACGCAGCGCUGGGUCAACUCUGACCUCUGGCACAGGGCCAACUGUCGACCACACUACAAACUCUGAUGCCGGUUUCUACAUGUUUGUGUCUGCAUUGGGCCGUAAUGCGGGUCAGCGAGCAUGGAUCUACAGUCAAUACUUUCCUCCAACAACAGCCACAUGCAUGUCCUUCUGGUACUUCAUGUAUGGACAGAAUGUGGGCACACUGCGUCUGUACCAGCCAACAGCAAAGAACUCAUCACUUCUGUGGCAGGUGUCUGGUAACCAAGGUAACAGUUGGAGAAACCAGCAGGUCACCAUCAACAGCACAACGAACUGGCAGGUGACAUUUGACGGAGAUAUUGGAAGUGGUAUCCAGGGAGACAUCGCCAUUGACGAUGUGAUAUUCACCCCAGGACAGUGCACGGGCGUUGUCCCAACCUUCUCCUCGAUCCAAUACAGUACACAGGCAACUGUAACCUACCCUCCAUCCCAGUAUGACUGUAACUUUGAGUCAACCAGCCAGCCAACAUGUACAUGGAGUCAGGACACAACUGACCAGUUCAACUGGACCCCGAAACAAGGCACCACAGGAUCCCUCAACACUGGCCCUACUUCUGACCAUACUCUCCAAAACAAUAAUGGUCACUACAUCUACAUUGAGGCGUCUGGUCGCCGACCCAAUGAUACGGCCAGGAUUCUCAGCCAGUCUGUUUCACUGACAACUGGGGGCAAAUGUCUCAAAUUCUGGUACCAUAUGUAUGGCUCAGACAUCUACAAGCUCAACAUCUACGCCAAACAAGGUUCGGCUCUUGGCAGCAUUCUGUGGAGCAAGGUUGGAACCCAGGGCAACAAGUGGAAGUUUGCCAACGUCUACAUCACACCCCAGACACUCACACCGGCUGCAAGUGGACCUGUCAAUGUCAAUUUUGUGAUAGAGGGUGUUGUUGGGAAGAGUUACCAUGGAGACAUUGCCAUUGACGAUGUGACAGUGAAUGAUGGACCAUGCCCACCUACAGAUGACUGUGACUUUGAGAACCCAACCAUCUGUGGAUACACCCAGGACCAGACGGACACUUUUGAUUGGACAAGAACAUUUGGCUCUACUGUCAGUCAGAACACAGGACCUCCAUCAGACCAUACAUAUGGAACAAAGAAUGGCUACUACAUGUACAUUGAGACCUCUUCCCCAAGACGUACAGGAGACAAAGCUCGGCUUAUAAGCCCUGUUUACCCGCCAACAUCAGGCCGCUGCUUGACAUUCUUCUACCACAUGCACGGACGGGGUAUCGGUACAUUGAAUGUGUACAAGAGGCAACAGAGUCGGCUGGGCCCAGCAGUGUGGACCACCUCGGGGGAGAAGGGAACCCAAUGGAUACCUGCCCAACUCACACUCAACAGCAAUGUACCGUUCCAGAUGGUGUUUGAAGGUGUGAAGGGAACCUCAGUGACAGGGGACAUUGCCAUUGAUGACAUUGCCAUCAAGGACGGAGCCUGCCAGCCUGCAGGCUCAUGCAAUUUUGAGACAGACUUUUGCACAUGGAGCAAUGACCACACCACUGAUGACUUUGACUUUGUACGCUUCAAGGGUGCAACAAGCAGUGGAUCUACUGGACCAACCGCUGACCACACCACUUCAACCAAUGCUGGCUAUUAUAUCUACAUUGAGGCCUCCAACCCAAGGAAGCCGUCUGAUAAAGCCCGUCUUCGCUCCAUGGUGUUUGACAAGACUUCAGCGAGCUGCUUCAGCUUUUGGUACAACAUGUAUGGCAGGAACAUCGGCAACCUCAAUGUUUAUGUCCAAAACCUUGGCAACACUAUGACAAUUCCCAACAAGGUGUUCACCCUCACUGGAAACCAGGAUAAGGGAUGGAAGUAUGGCUCUGUGAACAUCGGAUCAUCUUCACCUUUUGUAAUUAUCGUUGAAGGCACCAUUGGUAGUGGUUACGCGGGUGACCUUGCUCUUGAUGACCUCGCCAUGUCUGCCGGGGCUUGCACCCAGUCGACUGUGACACCACCUCUAUUCUACUGUGGAGACACCAACAAUCAGUCUCUUUCUCAGAACAAAGUGUGUGACUUUGUCUCGCAGUGCCCAAAUGGAGCUGAUGAGCAAUAUUGUGGGUCUUGUAACUUUGACUCAAACAUGGAUGGAAUCUGUGGCAACUAUGACGUAAGCACAGGCUCAUUCCGCUGGCAGAGAGACAACUAUGGAACACCCACCAACAAUACUGGACCAACAUUUGACCACACCACCGGAUCCAGCAGGGGCUUCUACAUGUAUGUGGAUGCCAGCAAUGGUCAGUCCAAUGCCCUGGCUACUCUCCAGACCCCAAUCCUCCAGCAGGCCUCAUCUACUUGUCAGUUCACAUUCUGGUAUCACAUGUAUGGUAGGAAUGUUGGCUCACUCUCUAUCUCCACCAAGAUUGGCAGCAUUGUGUCCCCCAUAUGGAGCAUCUCCAGUAACCAGGGCAACAUGUGGAAGCAGGCUAUUGUUGAUGUGGGUAGAAUUUCCGGACCAUUUAGUUUACUGGUACAAGCCAAAAGAAGCUACUCUGUUAUAGGAGACAUUGCAGUGGAUGACUUUAAUUUCACAAACUGUGCUCUCCCACAAGCAAACGGUCCCUGCACAUCCACUCAGUUCACAUGCCCAGGUAACAAUGUGUGUAUAGACAACAGUCGAGUAUGUGAUUACACUGAUGACUGUGGCAAUGGGAAUGAUGAAUCAAGCUCCACAUGUUCUGGAACUAGCCGAUGUGAUUUCUCCAGCUCACUCUGUUUCUGGAGUCAGGACCGAGGUGACCAGUUUGACUGGACCAGAAAGGCUGGAUCAACCACCAGCUCUGGCACGGGUCCCUCCAGAGACCAUACAACCGGCCUCAGUACAGGAUACUAUGUAUACAUUGAAACAUCUGCACCUAGGCGCUUAGGAGAUGCUGCUCGCCUUGUCAGCCCAGUGUUCCAAAGCACAACAGCUUCAUCUAAAUGCUUCUUCAAUUUCUAUUACAACAUGUAUGGAAGAACAAUUGGUUCUCUUAAUGUUUACAUCAGGACUCAAGAUCUGUCUGUUUCUCAGAUAUGGAGCAGGUCUGGAUCAAAACCCAAUGUGUGGACAAGAGGUUCAAUCAACCUUGUCUACAACCAACCCUUCGAGAUCAUAGUGGAGGGUGUAAGGGGAACCUCUGCCUAUGGAGACAUAGGCCUGGAUGACACUAGUUUCUCCAUAGGAUGCAAACGCUCCACUUCUCAGUUCCCACCAGGAUUCUCAGUUCCACCCUCUGUGGGCCCUACUGUCAGCCCCACAUGUGGGGCCGGGCAGUUCCAGUGUCCUGCAGGCAAAUGUAUCCCCACAACACAAGUCUGCAAUUUCAACGAUGACUGCUUGGAUGGCUCUGAUGAGAUCAACUGUGGACCAUGUACAUUUGAGAAUGGCACAUGUAACUGGCGGGAUAUUAGUGCUGGUAUUUACCAAUGGAGCUCAGGCAUUGCAAGUUCAACAUAUGGACCACAAACAGAUAACACAUUGAACUCUUCACAAGGCCACUACGGGUAUGUUAAGGGUUCAUCGGGAGUCUUCUUUGACAAGGCAGUGCUCUCCAGCCCACCUCUUGCUGCUUCCUCAGCUACCUGUGAAGUUCACUUCUACUACACAACAGGUCGCGCUAACAAUGCACUCUCUGUCACAUCCUAUGUCAAUGGAACAGUAACAACAUUGUGGACAAGCCAAACGGCAUCUAGAACCUGGAGACAGGGAACUGCCUACCUGGGCAGAACACUUGGAGCAAUAGGCAAGGGAUUCCAUGUAAGGUUUGAAGCCAGUAGUGGUGGUGUGACUAUUGAUGAUGUCUCCUUCUUCAACUGCAAUCCAGGAACCAAGCCUCUAAAUGUGGCAUGUAACUUUGACUCAGAUUUCUGCCAGUGGAGCAAUGCUCUGUCUGACCAGUUUGACUGGACAAGAAAGUCUGGUUCCACCGUCUCAUCUGGUACAGGGCCCACAGGUGAUCAUACUUCUGGAAGUGGAUCUUACAUUUACAUUGAGACCUCAUCCCCACGUAACCAAGGAGACAAAGCCCAACUUCUCUCCCCAACUCUCUCUCCAACAUUGGGCAAUGGAAAUUGUCUCUCCUUUUACUACAACAUGUUUGGACCAAGCAUUGGAACUCUCAACUUAUACAUGUCCACCGCCUAUAACAGAACACUUUUCUGGUCAAAGACAGGCACUCAGGGUGACCAAUGGAAAUUAGCUCAGAGAACUGUCAUAUCCAACAUUGAUUACACUCUGAUGUUUGAAGGCAUUGUGGGUAGUGGUUACCAAGGUGAUAUAGCAAUUGAUGAUGUCACAGUCAGCAAUGGGCCAUGUCCACCCGAUCUUGCAUGUGACUUCCAAACUGGCUUUUGCAAUUGGCAACAAUCACGAACUGACAAUUUUGACUGGACACGAUCUAAGAAUGGAACAUCAUCCAGAAACACAGGACCACCAUUUGACCACACAUUUGGCUCAGACUCUGGCUACUAUGCAUUUAUUGAAACAUCUGCCCCCAAACGAUCAGGUGACAGAGCUGUCCUUGUGAGCCCAACAUUUUUGAGUGCAUCACCUCAGUGCUUUUCAUUCUGGUACCAUAUGUAUGGAGCAACAAUUGGCAGACUGGUUGUACACCAGAGAAAUUUAGGUUCAUCCUCAGUCCAGGAGAUCUGGCUGAAGAGUGGAGACCAGGGUAAUAUGUGGAGGCAUGGCCGAGUGACUGUCUUGGCACAGAAUAACCUGCCCUACACUGUUGAAGUGGUCGGUUACAAGGGCAAUGGUUACACCGGAGAUAUUGCCAUUGAUGAUGUUGAGAUGAUCUCUGGAGCCUGUCCACCUGCAGGUUUCUGUGGUUUUGAACAGGACACGUGCCAGUGGAGCAAUGUGCUUACAGGAGAUGAUUUUGACUGGCAGAGAGACAAAGGAGGCACACCAAGUGCUACCACAGGACCAAGGGUUGACCAUACCCAGGGAAGCUCACAGGGAUAUUACAUGUACAUUGAGACAUCGGGAACAAACAGGAAACCUGGGGAAAAGGCCUGGCUGGCAAGUGACUACCAAGAUCCCAGACCAGCAACAUGCCUGUCAUUCUGGUACCACAUGUAUGGAGCAGGAAUUGGAUCACUCAAUGUGUACAUUCAACAAGGUUCUACCGCUGCUAAGUUGAAAAAGUGGUCUUUAAGUGGAAAUCAAGGAAACAUCUGGCAGUCUGCAAGUGUUGACAUAUCCAGCAAUACGCAGUUUACCAUUAUAUUUGAAGGAGUGAGAGGAGGCAACUAUACAGGUGAUAUAGCUAUAGACGAUGUGCAGAUUUCGUACACAAGCUGUGCAAGUGUAACAAUGAUGACCACCCAGUCCCCUGCGGUUGGUUCUUCUCCUGCCUCCUACCCUCCCUCGUCCCUCGACUGUACAUUUGAACUGGGCUUUUGCAACUGGAACCAAGACCAGACAGACACUUUCGACUGGUCAAUGCAAUCAGGAUCAACUGGCUCAGCAAGGACAGGUCCGAGUGCAGAUCACACCCUGCAGACCACAUCAGGUCACUACGUCUACAUUGAAGUAUCGCGACGACAAGCAAACAGCACAGCUCGAUUAAUCAGCUCACCACAGAGUAUUGGAAAUACUGGUCUUUGCCUCAAGUUCUGGUAUAAUAUGUAUGGAGCUCAUGUCAAUGCAUUAAAUAUAUACACACAAGUUGGAACAACUAAAACACUGCUUUGGACAAAAUUAGGCAACAAAGGUCUUGGAUGGAAAUAUUCCCAGAUAUAUAUUGUCAACCCAGGCGUCACAGCAAAUUUAAUCAUAGAAGGCUUAGCUGGAACAUCCUUUGAUGGAGACAUUGCUAUAGAUGACAUCAGCUCCAAUACGGGCCUCUGUCCCCCACAGAACACAUGUGACUUUGAGGAGGGACUGUGUGGCUACUCUCAGGACACUACAGACCAGUUUGACUGGAGUCUGCACCAGUCUUUUACCUCAACUACAGGUACUGGACCCUCAGUUGACCACACUGAGGGAACUGCUGCUGGUCACUAUAUCUUCAUAGAGUCAUCACGACCACAACUACCGGGUUACAAAGCCAGAAUUGACAGCCCUACAUUCAACCCAACCACUGGCUCGUGUCUUACAUUCUGGUACAGCAUGAAUGGUAAUACAAUUGGAACUCUCAAUGUCUACAAGAAAGUUGGGGGAAAUAUGGGCAACCCCAUCUGGAAAAUGUCAGGAAACCAGGGGAUUCAAUGGCACAAGGCUCAAGUAACUGUGUCCAGUGCCUAUGUGGGUUAUCAGGUAACAUUUGAAGGCAUUGUUGGCCCAGGAUACAAGGGUGACAUUGGCCUUGAUGAUAUUUACUUAAGUCCGGGAAAUUGCCCAUCCCCUGGAUCAUGUGACUUUGAAAAGGAUCUUUGUGGCUGGGUGAACUCUAACCAUGGUGAUGUAUUUGACUGGGAGCGGGCCCAGGGAUCUUCAACAAGUAACGGCACUGGACCCCGCACUGACCACACUCUGAAUUCAGCCUAUGGAACAUACUUGUUCAUUGAAGCUUCGUCUCCCCAGUCACAGGGUGACACUGCAUGGUUGGUGUCUCCAACUUAUGCAAAUGGAACAGAUCAAUGUAUAUCCUUUUGGUACAACAUGAAUGGGGAUGGAAUGGGAAGCCUAAACCUAAAAUACUGGCCCUACAAUGCAGGACUGAACCAAACAAGGAUCUGGCAAAUGACAGGAAACCAAGGACCCAACUGGAACCAAGCACAAGUACAAGUACUAGACCCUGGAGUUGAUUACAGAAUAGUCUUUGAAGCUGUUAGAGGACCAAAUUACCACUCAGACAUGGCUAUUGAUGAUAUUUCUCUUCAGCCUGGAAACUGCAUUAAUCAUCAGAUUACAACUAUGAACCCCUGUGUCUACCAGUGUGAUGGAAAAUGCAUCAGCAGUAUACAGAUCUGUGACUUGGUAAGAGACUGCUCAGACUGGCGAGAUGAAAAGACUUGUGGAUACAACUGCAAGUAUGAGAAUGGUACAUGCAAUUGGACAAACAGAAAUGGAACCAGCUAUGCUUUCUUCCUUGGACCAAGCUCUGUCCCCAAUUCCAACCUUGGACCUCCCAUUGACCACUCAACUCUUAGCCCCAAUGGUCAUUACAUGUACCUGAAUGCUGCUAAAGGAAACUUAUACUCUCAGGCACAAUACAUCAGCCCUCUCUUACAGAGAGCAUCAUCAACUUGUGAAAUGACCUUCUACUAUCAUAUGACUGGUACAAACAUAGGAAGUAUGACAGUAUCCAUUAAACAAGACUACCUAUUGACAAGAGUAUUUUACUUGAUUGGAGACCAGCAAAAUGUAUGGAAGAAAGGCACUGUGCGAAUUGGAAGACAAACCAAUCCAUUUAAUUUAGUAAUUUCAGCAUCAAGAUCAUUUUCAACACGAGGUGAUAUAGCAAUAGAUGACAUCAAUUUCCAAAGCUGUGGAUUCCCUUCCCCACAAUCUAGCUGCAGCGGAGACCAGUUCAGAUGUGCUUCCGGUGUCUGCAUUUCUAAAUCUCGGAUAUGUGAUUUUACAGAUGACUGCGGGGAUGGUUCUGAUGAAACAUGGUCUGGCAAACUUGUGCAGUGUAGCACUUACAAGAAAUGCAGUUUUGAAAGUGGCUUCUGUUUCUUUGAACAAGACCAGAAUGAUGACUUUGACUGGUCACGCAGGUCUGGACCAACUAUCACUGUUUUAACUGGACCAUCACGUGAUCACACUAUCAAUAAUGUCAAUGGUAACUUCUUGUACAUUGAGACCUCGUCUCCAAGGAAACCUGACCAAGCAGCCCGUCUUGUCUCACCAUUCAUGGUUGCAAGCAAUAGCUCAGACUACUGCAUUAUGAGGUUCUACUAUGAAAUGUAUGGUGCUGAAGUAAACACGCUGAUGAUCUACUACAGGACAGAGGUGAAUGGGCCACUUAACAGACUCUGGGGACGACGGGGCAACCAGGGUGACUACUUUGCCAGAUCCGAGAUUAACAUCUACAACACCAAACCAAUCCAGAUUGUAUUUGAGGCUAAAGUUGGAAAUGGUAUUCAUGGCGACAUAGCCAUAGACGAUGUUAGUUUCACUCCAUCAUGCCACUUCUAUACAGGAGCAGUCUCCACAGAUACUCUGCCUCGCACACCAACUCCCAACCCUUGCGGUAACAGCAGUAAGGUUUGUGCUAACAACAGGCAAUGUGUACCUCUAGCAGAGGUUUGCAACUUCAAAGAUUACUGCAGUGAUGGCUCUGAUGAGCUGAACUGUGGUGUUUGUGAUUUUGAGCGAGGACUUUGCGGUUGGCAGGACAUUAGUUCAGGAGAAUACCUAUGGGAGAGACAUAAUGGAUCAACACCAGCUUCCCUUAAUGGUCCUCUCACUGACCACACCCUAGGAAAGGCACUAGGAACUUAUGUCUUCGUCGAUGCCUCAAAGGGUACAUUUGCUGGAAAUGCUGACCUCCUGUCACCAACAUAUGGAGCUUUGGGAUCCAACUGCCAGCUUUCAUUUGCCUACUACAAAUCUGGAGACAGUCAAGGAUUCAUGCGUCUCUAUCUCAUCUCCCCAGGCGCACAACCAACAAGUGGUUUAGGUAAGAUCCUCUUGUGGACAGCAAACACACAAAACAACACCUGGCUUACAACAAAUGUCACUCUGGGAGCCAGGCAACCAGGAUUCAGACUCAUGUUUGAAGCUGUGAAACAUCUGAGAACUGGGGACAUGGCCAUUGACGAUGUAAACUUCACAAACUGCCGUCAAUCCGCUCCGACAGGCAACUGUGCAUCUAACCAGUUCACAUGUGCUCGCAAGUCCUGUAUUGACAACAAUUAUCUCUGUGACUUCUCAGAUGACUGUGGGGAUGCCUCUGAUGAAACAACAACAAAAUGUGCUAACUAUGUUGAACGCUGCAACUUUGAACAAGACAUCUGUAACUGGAUACAGGACGAUAGUGAUGACUUCAACUGGUCUUACAAGUCUGGUUCCACUGCGACCAUGGGAACUGGUCCAAGUCUUGACCAUACAUAUGGAAACUCCACUGGGCACUAUAUCUACAUUGAAACUUCAUCACCACAGAGAUAUAAUAACACAGCAAGAAUUAUUAGUCCUGUGUUCCAGAGAUCAAACACAGGAAUGUGCAGAAUGAGAUUUUUCUAUUACAUGUACGGAAUAAACAUCAACACUUUAAAUGUGUACACUAAAACCUUUGAACUUGGCCCAAUGAUAAAGCAGAUCAGCAUCCAAGGACAGCAACAAGAUGGCUGGCUGAGAGCAGACGUGCCUCUCACAAGUAAUGCACCAUUCCGUGUUGUCAUGGAGGCAGUGGUUGGCCACGGACCCAAGGGCGACAUCGCAAUUGAUGAUGUGUCAUUUACACCGGGGUGCACACUAAUGUCUGCUACAGCAACUCUUCCAGCUAUGUUCACAACACCAUCUAGCUGUGGAGUAGGAAAAUUCCCCUGCCGAAAUGGAAAAUGUAUACCAUCAAAUUACUUCUGCAACUUCCGGAAUGAUUGCGGAGAUGGUGAUGACAGUGAUGAGGCCAGCUGUCCUAUGUUAACUACAUUUGAUAAUGGGACACGAUCAAACUGGAUCAAUGAUCAAGCUAAUGAUUUCCUAUGGCAAGUGGCUUCAAAUGGCAACCCCAAUGCAACCACAGGACCAACAGGCGACCACACAACUAUGUCUGGACACUUCCUCUACACCAAAGGCAAUGUCACUGGCCUCUCAAAAAUGAUGUCAAGACUAGUCAGCCCAAUAUACAACCAGGCUGGGAAAACUUGCUCUUUUAAUUUCUGGUACAACGUUCAUGGACAAGAAUUUGUAAACAUUAAUGUGUACAUCAAACGUGGUAGCACAGAAUCAAAUUUACUAACAAUCGGUGGAAGCAGUUUCUAUGGUACCCAGGACACCUGGCAGAUGGCACAGGUCAACUUACCAAUCUGCGCUUCAUCAUUCCAGAUUAUCAUAGAGACUACAUCGUAUGGUGCUUUUGGUGUGCCUCCAGGAUUUGUUGCUAUUGAUGACCUCCAGUUCAAGAACUGUGAAUACCCGGUUCCACCAGCAUCAUGCAUGUUGGGCCAGUUCACAUGCAACAGUGGCCACUGCAUUUCUCAAACACAAAAAUGUGACUUCCAGACAGACUGCUGCGAUGGUUCAGAUGAACUUCAAAGCACAUGCUCAGGCUACAACAGAUGUGACUUUGAGUAUGGACUUUGUAGCUGGGUGCAGCUCACCAGUGACACCUUUGAUUGGAAGAGACACAGAGGACCCACUAACACCUAUGGAACAGGACCUCAGCAAGACCAUACCACGGGCUCAGCCUCAGGGUACUACCUGUACAUGGAAUCAUCUGCCCCGCGACGACCUGGGGACAAGGCCAGACUGGCUCUCAGUCUGCCUCCAAACAGUGGUCUAUGUGCCAUCAGAUUCUGGUACCACAUGUAUGGUAGCAAUGUAGGCGCACUAAAUGUUUACCAGAACUCUCUCAACACUGGCAUGGUUCUCAAGGCAAGUAUAAAUGGUACCCACGGAAACCAGUGGGUUCUAAUGUCAGUAAGUCUCAGUUCUAACGUACCAUAUAAUGUGAUCAUAGAAGGCGUUGUUAGCAGUGGCUACCAUGGUGAUAUCGCCAUUGAUGACAUAUCAUUGUCAUCAGGCUGUGGAGCUCCGACAACCUCAUCUUUCACUUAUCCAACACCAUCCAAACUGCCACCAUCAACACCUAAACCAUGUCCCAAUGGACAGUACACUUGCAGCAAUGGACAGUGCAUAAAUGUGACCCAGGCAUGCAAUGGCAUCUCAGACUGUUCGGACAACUCUGAUGAAGCAAGGUGCACACAGCCAUGCUCAUUUGAGACCGAUUCCUGUGGCUGGAUGGAGGUAAUGAUCGAUGGAUUUGACUGGACUCGUUCAAGCGCAGCCCAAGCUGCAGGAGCUGGUAACUCAGCACAAGCACCACCAGUGGACAACACCAGAGGUAACCAGAAUGGUUAUUUCAUGUAUGUGCAAGACUCGACCAAUGGCCAUACUCAAAACAAGGUUGCUGAACUUGUCAGCCCUAUUAUUAACUCAGCCAGUGCAUACUGUAAGAUUCAAUUUUCAUACUACAUGGAUGGACAGGAUGUUGGUAUGAUGCAGCUGAUGAUCCAGGAAGCAGGCUCAUCCCCUGUAGUUCUCUGGAGAAGAAUGGGCACACUUGGAGCGGGUUGGAGAACAGUCACUGUGGGGCUUGGCAAACAUGUGGGAUCCUACACAAUCUCCAUACAGAAAAUUGCCGGAACUUACAGUGGCCAAACUGCCAUUGAUGACAUUCGAUUCUUGGACUGUGUACCCCCAGUGCCUCAAAGUAUGUGUAGUGGUACCCAAUUCACAUGUGCAAACAAGGCCUGUGUGGGCAAUAACUUGCUCUGUGACAUGACCAAUGACUGCGGAGACAACUCUGAUGAAACAAGCUGUGUCAACUCCCGUCAGAUAAACUUUGAGCAUGGACUUGGAGACCUUAUGCAGGGAGUAAACGGCAUUGAUGAUGAGUUUAACUGGGUGCUGGCCCCUACUUCAAGGAAUGUGACCAUGUUCCCGGGACCACCAUUUGACCACACAUUUGAGACGUCAAAGGGCGUGUACUUGUAUAUAGACUCCUCUCAACAUAUGUAUAACAGUCGUGCAUGGCUCAAGACUGGCACCUUCCAGUCAACAGCAUCAAACAACUGUCAGAUGAGAUUUUAUCUGUAUAUGUAUGGUCAGAAUGUGAACACAUUCACUGUUUACUACAGACUUUACAAUAAUGGUCCACCUUCUAGAUCAGUAUAUAAAGUCCAAGGAGAACAGGGCCCAUACUGGCAACGUGUAAACAUCCCACUGAAAAUAUCGCAACAGUUCCAAGUAAUAAUAGAGGCCAGGGCUGGCAACCAAGACACAGGAGGUCUUGCGAUUGACGAUGUUUCAUUUACUUCCGGCUGCGGGGCACCCACCACUGCCCGUCUGCCCAACCCACCACCGACGAUACCCACCACUGUUACCACAACCCAGCCACGCAUGGGGAACUGCAGCAGUCUACAGUUUGCUUGCUCAGAUGGAUCAUGCAUCGACCUCAUCCAGCGAUGUGACUUUAACUACAACUGCAAUGACAAGAGCGAUGAGCAGGGCUGUGUGAAGCAGCGCUGUACAUUUGACAAUGCCGACCCAUGUGGCUGGAGUAUCAGUCAUGGGAAAGUGACAGUUCCCGGAGAGUCCUACACCUGGCAGAUCGCAGAGGCACUCACCGUUAGAAACCAGCAGUACUUCCCAAAGACAGACCACUCACAGCAAAUGUCAACUGGCUGGUAUGCAUUUGCCUCAAGCUCCAGUGGCUCUUUCCACGACACAACAGAGGUGUACUCAUCCACUAUCGGGCAGACAGGUCCCCAGUGCACACUUAAGUUCUUCUACUAUAUGGACGGACCCUCAGUUGAUUCACUUAUUGUCUAUAUCAUGAUGGCGGGCAUCAAAACCCAGCUAUGGGAGCUAACAGGAGGCAGCGGCCGCCUCUGGCAGCCAGCGGAAGUGUACCUAGGUGCAAAGCAGAAUGUGGUGAUAACCAUCCAGUCCCGACGAGGCAUGACGUACCAGGGCGGGAUCUCCAUUGAUGAUGUCCAGUUCAUUGACUGCCAGCCGCCCAUCAUCCAGCCCACAUGCAGAAAGGACCAGUUUACGUGCAAGAACAAGUACUGCAUCUCUCCCCCAUUGCGAUGUAACUAUGCUGAUGACUGUGGAGAUGGAUCUGAUGAAGUGAAGAGUGAAUGUGACUCUACAUACCGAGGGCGAUGUGACUUCUCUAACGGCAUCUGUAAUUUCUGGAGUAAUGACAUGGAUGAUAACUUUGAUUGGACUCUGACCAAGGGUUCCACCCCCACCCUGGGGACUGGUCCCAGUGUAGACCACACCUCCAGGACUGAACAAGGAGGGUACAUCUUCGUGAACAGUGCUCCACCCCAGAAGCUGGGUGACGCCGCCCGCCUUUCCUCUAUGACCAUUAGUGGAUCCUCACAAGGAUGCAGUUUGCGACUAUGGUACCAUAUGUGGGGUACAGAGAUCGGUCACCUGACCAUUCUCAAGCGAUACAGCUACGCGGCUAAUGGUCUGAAACCAUUUGCUGACUACCAGGGUGACCAUGGCAACGGUUGGAUGCUGGGAACAUUCUCUCUUGACACACCUGACGACACCAGAGACUACCAGAUUGUGAUCCAAGGCACUGUGGGCGGAGGGGUCCACAAUGACAUCGCCCUUGAUGACAUCUCCCUCACACCUGGAUGCGUCAUUGGAGGUACCAUAUUUGGUUCCCCAACUGCACCCUCCACGACAGUGGGCCCAUGUGGAGCCGGGAAACAGAAGUGCAACAAUGGCCACUGCUACACAUACUCCCAACAGUGUAACUUCAUGGACGACUGUGGGGACAACACAGACGAGAUAGGCUGUGGCACUACAUGUGAAUUCGAGCGCAACCCACCAAACUCUGUGCUUUGCGGUUGGAAGAACUCUGCACGGGACAACACAGACUUCCAGGUUGUGGCUGCCGCUGGGUCACAGGGCCCACAGACUGACCACACUUCCAGCACCGGACAGGGCUACUACCUGAUGGUACAGAACAGCCCCAACUCUAUCUCCGGUGACACAGCAAUCCUCGAAUCUGGCAUGUUCUUCUCCUCCAGUCCAGCCUGCACCAUGACAAUCUGGUACAACACCAACGGCGCUGUUGGCACUGUCAUCAGAGUGCUGGUAAAAGAUGCCCAGAAUACACUGAAUUCUGCCUUUAUGACAACGGCUGAUAACUCCCACGUCUGGCAGCGUGCAAACAUUAACAUCGGAUCGUACAGCAAGUUCAUAUUUGAAAUCGUCACAAUUUUCCCACGCAACGCAGGAGGCAGCGUGGUUGCCUUUGAUGAUAUCAGCUUCUCUAAAUGUGCUCCAGCUGCCCAGGUAGAUUCGUGUGCUCCAAACCAAUGGCUGUGUGCCAACAGAAAAACGUGCAUAAACCUCUAUCAACGCUGUGAUAACCGUGCUGACUGCCUUGAUGGUUCUGAUGAAUAUGGCUGCACCCCGAACCUUGGUGAUUGUAACUUUGAUGACAACAACUGGCUACAGCAAUGUAAGUGGAAGCAGCGUGUGGACGAUGAUGGAGACUGGUCAUUGGCCAACACCCAGGUUGACCCCUUCACUGGACCAAGAGCUGACCACCAGGGAACACGGAAUGGCCACUUCUUGCUGAUGGUAAGUUCGGGUCUGAAGGGUGGCGAUGUUGUCGACGUACAGACCCCACAGUUCCCAGCCAGCCAUGGGGUCUGCUACCUCCGCUUCUACUACUACAUGUUCGGGUCCCAGAACAUAGGCCCACUAAGGGUUUACACAUACAAUACAAACUCGGAGAAGAUUCUGAUGUGGUCAGACAGCCGUAACAAGGGUCAGCAGUGGGUAUAUGCCAACGUUCUCGUCGGGGACAACACAAACUUCAGCGUCAUUUUUGAGGCCGAAGCCCAGGAUUCGAACACUGCUGAUGUCGCCAUUGACGAUGUCUCUUUCACCCCGGAAUGCGCCACAGGAUUGCCUCCAGCAGUAUUAACAGGCCCGGCAUGUAACCCAACAAUGGAGUUUUAUUGCCCGUCCCGUAACGAGUGUCUUCCCAACACCUGGAUGUGCGAUGGGACAGUGGACUGUCCUGGCGGGAAGGAUGAACCAGCAUCCUGCCCCACACAGCAACCCCGCCCAUCUGGUCAACCGACACAAACUCCCAAAACCCUUCCAACAACCACACAAAGAGUGACCCCAGUGCACGUGAACAACUGUCCCCAUGGUCAGUUCCAGUGCAGCAGUUCUGAAUGUAUCCCUGCCAAUCUCCAGUGUGAUAAGGUGUCCGAUUGCUCAGAUGGCUCGGAUGAAAUAUGCACCAAGACUUGUCGCUCCGACUUCCUCUUCUGCUCAUCCCAGAACCUGUGUAUCUCGAAUGCUACCCGCUGUGACGGAGUGGACAACUGUCUUAAUGGUGCUGAUGAGGCUUUGUGUUCCACCACAUGCAGAGCCAACUAUUGUCAGAAUGGUGGCACAUGCACUGUGGGUGUAACACCCGCUGUUUGUAUUUGCCCCAACGCAUAUGCUGGCGCGCGAUGUCAGUACUCAAAUCCAAACUCCCUUGGAAACACACAGACAAAGUCAGGAUCAGGAGGUUGGAAGGUUGGGGUCGGUGCAACAUUCGGUGUCGUUCUUCUGGUUGUCCUCGUGGUCGGCGGAUUCUUCAUGCUCCGUAAAUACAAGCCUGACAUCAGUCUGCCAAACCUUCCAUCGUUCAGGAAGCCCCGUGCUCAGGAAGGACUCAGUAACCCUGUGUAUGAUGGAUACGGCUCUGAGGAACACUCUGAAUUCGCAAUGAACAACGUUGAUUCUGGCUUUCAAUCAACCUCCAUAGAAAAUCCCCUGUACUCGGAAGCCUGAGAUAUCCCAGACAUGACAACACCAUGACAACAACCAUAUAUGUGCAAUAGGAUUAUUUCAGAAUGUGCAAUACCUAAAACCAUGACAUUUAAAAGAAAUAUUUUGAAAAUAAUGUAACUUCUUAUACAUAUGUGUGCAAUAGAUACAUUUCAAACUGUGCAAUACUUUGAUAAUCUUUAUUGUGCUCAAUAUAUCACAUGCUUAUUAUCUUUUCCAAAGUGCCAUUCCAAUUUUUGAACAUAAUUCUUCUGUUACGAAAUAAAUCAUUAAAAUAA